Triticum urartu is the source of this 1881-nucleotide messenger RNA. Its product is annotated as Sodium Bile acid symporter family. Gene Ontology annotation, cellular component: membrane. The record is from RefSeq and is a predicted model, not a curated record. Lineage: Eukaryota; Viridiplantae; Streptophyta; Magnoliopsida; Poales; Poaceae.
UCGGGGAGCGCACACCUGGUCCGGUCGAGCGCGCCCAAACAUACACGGGCACCUCCUCCAUUCUAUCUUCUCGAGGUGCCCACGCCCCUCCUCCACGACCACCCAAUCCGGUUCACACCGCCUCUCGCCGUCGCCAUGUCCGUCGCCGUGGUGGCCGCCUCCUCCUCCCUCCCCUCUCGCUACGCACUGGCCCACGCCAACUCGCACCGUCCUCUCCGCCCCCUGCGCUUCAUCUCUUCCCCGCCGCAGCCGUGCGCCUCCCCAGCGUCCCUCCUCCGGCGGCGGCGGGCGGCGGCGCCCACCACCUUCUGCUCCGCGCCGUCGCUCGGCCGCGUCGGCUGGCCGCGCCGCGAGGGGAGCGCCUGGCUGCUCUCCUUCAGCGCCGAGGCCGAUGCCUCCCCGUCGGACGCGGAGGGGGCCGUGGACCCCUCGGAGGCGGUCUCCGCGCUGCUCCCGCUCGUCGUCGUCGCCACGGCCGUCGCCGCCCUCGGCAACCCUGCCACCUUCUCCUGGGUGUCCAAGGAGCUGUACGCACCUGCACUUGGGGGCAUUAUGCUCUCCAUUGGCAUCAAACUAUCCUUCGACGACUUCGCUCUGGCCUUCAAGAGGCCUGUGCCGCUGUCGAUUGGGUACAUGGCCCAGUACAUGCUGAAGCCGCUGCUGGGGGUGCUAAUCGCAAGGGUGUUCCGGAUGCCAUCAGCCUUCUUCGCGGGUUUCAUGCUUACAUGCUGUGUCUCGGGUGCGCAGCUUUCGAGCUAUGCUAGCUUCCUGGGGAAAGGAGAUGUUGCGUUGAGUAUUCUGCUCACAACCUACUCCACCAUAUCUUCGGUGAUUGUGACACCUAUUCUCACUGGUUUGUUGAUUGGUUCAGUGGUUCCGGUUAAUGGAAUUGCAAUGGCGAAAUCGAUUCUCCAGGUGGUUCUUCUGCCUGUGACACUAGGUCUCCUUCUGAAUACCUAUGCAAAACCAGUGGUUAAUGUCAUACAACCAGUGAUGCCAUUUGUUGCUAUGGUGUGCACAUCACUCUGUAUUGGGAGCCCUCUUGCUAUAAAUAGGACCAUGCUCCUCUCAUCACAGGGAUUCAUGUUACUUCUCCCCAUAGUGACUUUCCACAUUGCGGCCUUUGUUGUGGGUUACUGGGUUUCCAAGUUGCCUCAGUUGAGGCAAGAAGAACCAGUUUGUAGGACUAUAUCAGUGUGUACUGGAAUGCAGAGCUCCACCCUAGCUGGGCUUCUUGCUACCCAGUUUCUUGGAAUUAGUCAGGCAGUUCCUGCAGCAUGUUCUGUUGUUGUCAUGGCAAUAUUUGGUUUGACUCUUGCAUCGUACUGGGGAAGUGGUAUGCGAAUAAGGGACCUUCCUUUGAGAUUCUUUCCACAAGCUUCCGCUGAUGCGAGAUCAUGAGAGGCUGGAUUUAGCAUUGAAAUUCUUUCAAGGGCUCCCGGUUUCAGAAACUCAGCUGCCCUUUGGGGAUGCAGUUACAGGGGUGUCCUGCGGCUCAUCCAGCAAUCAGGCAUGCCAUAGUAGCUACAAAAGGCAGAACUACAAACCGCAGAUUGUGCAAGAUGAGCAGCGGCUGAGGAUAACCUCGCCACAGAAACCACUUGCAUGGCUGCAUACGAUGGAAGGAUAAUGAGAUGCUAGCCAUUUACCACUUAUCAUACCAUGUGCAGUAGGCUCCAUUAGUGGUGCUCCCUUGGCCAUUUUUUUGUAGAUACUAGAUAGUAGACACGUUGACGGUUCCUAUGUACACCACUAAGCAUAUGCAUGUGCAAUGCCAAUAUCAUCGACGCAUUCUUCCCAGGAUGAACCCCAUGGAUGUCUGUACCCUUCUGAAGUGCUUGUUUCUUGCUCUAAUAACCCAUCAAAAUCACAUUCUAUGUC